AUGCCUCCUAAGAAGUGGGACGACGAAGACAGCGGCGAGGAGAGCUCCAGCUCCAACUCUCCCCCGGUUACCGCCCUCCGCCGUACAAAGUUCGAUGACGAAGAAGACGAGGACGAUGUCCUCGACUCCUGGGAUGCCGCCGAAGACUCCGAGGUCGAGCGCGAGAAAGCCAAGAAGGCCGAGGAGGCCAAGGCCAAGGCUGCCGAAGAGGCUAAGAAGAACAAGAAGUCCAAGACCCAGCGCAUCGCUGAGCUCAAGGAGGAGCGCGCUCGCCGCGCCGAGGACGACGAGUCUGGAGAGGAGGAGACCGAGGCCGAGCGCCGCGAGCGUCUCCGCCGUACUGAGAAGGAGUCCGACAUGAAGCACGCCGAAGACCUUUUCGGUGAUAUCGGAGUUCCCGCCGGCCGCAAGGCCACUCUCGCCGGCACCGCCGUCCAGAUCGACCCCAACGAUCCUAGCAAGACGGCCAACAUCGCCCAGAUGCCUCUCUUCAACCCCCAGACCAAGACCCAGUUCGAGCACCUCCGCACCACGCUGACGCCCAUCCUCGCCAACAACGCCAGGAAGGCUCACUACGGUCUCUUCAUGCAGGAGUUUACCAAGGGCUUGGCCAAGGAGCUCCCUAGUGAGCAGAUCAAGAAGAUCGCUUCUGCUCUCACUGCCCUCAGCAACGAGAAGAUGAAGGAGGAGAAGGCCGCUGCCGGUGGCAACAAGAAGAGCAAGGCUGCCAAGACCAAGGUUUCCGCUGUCGUUAGCCGUGCCAGUGCUGCUGACACCGAGACCUACGAGGACGAUGCCUUCGGAGAUGACGACUUCAUGUGA
This is a messenger RNA of Colletotrichum gloeosporioides, 822 nucleotides long. RefSeq names its product Eukaryotic translation initiation factor 3 subunit J. The transcript has 4 exons. Gene Ontology annotation, cellular component: cytoplasm; eukaryotic translation initiation factor 3 complex. Gene Ontology annotation, molecular function: translation initiation factor activity. Lineage: Eukaryota; Fungi; Ascomycota; Sordariomycetes; Glomerellales; Glomerellaceae. Bases 1 to 822 code for a protein of 273 amino acids. The record is from RefSeq and is a predicted model, not a curated record.